CCAGCCUGUCCCUAAAUGACAUGACGAAGAAGAAACUGCCUGUCACAUAAGCAGCUAGCAGAGUGGCUAAUAUCACCCUGAUUAGGCUGUUUUCACUGUCAAAAUGGAUGUAAAUCAGGCGAAACAGGAGCACCUGCUCGCAUUAAAAGUGAUGCGCUUAACGAAGCCCACUCUCUUCACAAACCUGCCGGUGACGUGCGAGGAUCGAGAUCUGCCAGGGGACUUGUUUGGUCAGCUUAUGAGGCAGGAUCCCUCCACCAUCAAAGGCGCAGAGACCUUAAUGCUGGGAGAGAUGCUCACAUUACCACAGAACUUUGGAAAUAUAUUCCUCGGCGAGACCUUCUCCAGUUACAUAAGCGUGCAUAAUGACAGCAGCCAAGUUGUUAAAGACAUUCUGGUGAAGGCUGAUCUACAGACGAGCUCGCAGAGGCUGAAUCUCUCCGCAUCAAACUCUGCAGUCGCAGAGCUCAAACCCGAAUGCUGCAUCGAUGAUGUCAUUCACCACGAAGUCAAAGAAAUUGGGACACACAUCUUAGUUUGUGCAGUCAGUUACACCACCCAGCAAGGGGAGAAGCUCUAUUUUAGGAAGUUCUUCAAGUUCCAGGUUUUGAAGCCGCUGGAUGUGAAGACGAAGUUCUACAACGCAGAGAGCGACCUCAGUUCUGUGACAGAUGAAGUGUUCCUGGAAGCGCAGAUUCAGAACAUUACCACCUCGCCAAUGUUCAUGGAGAAAGUGUCUUUAGAGCCAUCCAUGAUGUACAACGUUACAGAGCUCAACACGGUCACACAAGCAGACAAAGGAGAGUCCACAUUUGGGAAAAUGUCCUACCUGCAGCCUAUGGACACACGGCAGUAUUUGUAUUGCCUGAAGCCAAAGCCGGAGUACGCAGAGAAGGCCGGCAUCAUCAAGGGAGUGACGGUCAUAGGCAAGCUGGACAUUGUAUGGAAGACCAAUCUUGGAGAAAGAGGGAGGCUACAGACCAGUCAGCUGCAAAGAAUGGCUCCAGGGUAUGGAGAUAUUCGGCUGUCUUUAGACCUGAUUCCUGACACUGUCAACCUUGAAGAACCUUUUGACAUCAUCUGUAAAAUCACCAACUGCAGUGAAAGAACUAUGGACCUGGUGCUAGAGAUGUGUAAUACUAGUUCUAUCCAUUGGUGUGGUAUAUCAGGGCGACAGCUGGGGAAACUUAGUCCUGGCGCCUUCCUCUCACUGCCCCUCACAGUCCUGUCUUCCGUCCAGGGUCUGCAGAGCAUUUCUGGUUUGAGGCUCACAGAUACAUUUCUGAAGAGGACGUACGAAUACGACGACAUUGCACAAGUGUGUGUGGUCUGCCCGUUUACGAGCAACGAGUGCUAGGAGUUUUCUUUACCCCUUUUUUGUUUUUGUUUUUUUGCAUUUUACAUAUGAAUGGACCAACUGCGGCAUUCUGCACAUGACACUAUGUUUUUUGCAACUUAAUGGAAGAAUAUUGUAUUUUACAAUUAAUUGUGAAUAAUAUAAAUCACUUUCUUUGAAAAUAAUGAUGUAAAUGUGCAUAAAUGUUAAUAAAUCUGUCAUCUUUGAUUUAAUAUUGCUUUUAAAAAGGUGCUUCAUGGCAUCUGUGUUGGCUUUUGUUAUUAAAACUCUUACAAAGGCACAGACAUGUAUUUACUGACUUGAUCAAUGAGUUUUUGGAAACAGCAGGAGCUGUGUGAGGCUACUAAAGGCAGGGCUAUAACAUUUUUCUGUCA
Messenger RNA from Haplochromis burtoni (Burton's mouthbrooder), 1731 nucleotides. It is a transcript of the gene trappc13, whose product is annotated as trafficking protein particle complex subunit 13. The transcript is spliced from 13 exons. Bases 104 to 1357 code for a protein of 417 amino acids. Lineage: Eukaryota; Metazoa; Chordata; Actinopteri; Cichliformes; Cichlidae. Gene Ontology annotation, cellular component: TRAPPIII protein complex. The record is from RefSeq and is a predicted model, not a curated record.